Fopius arisanus is the source of this 2187-nucleotide messenger RNA. RefSeq lists its product as uncharacterized. The transcript has a single exon. NCBI's taxonomy places the organism in Eukaryota, Metazoa, Arthropoda, Insecta, Hymenoptera, Braconidae. Gene Ontology annotation, biological process: DNA repair; telomere maintenance. Gene Ontology annotation, molecular function: DNA helicase activity. The annotation marks the transcript as partial. The record is from RefSeq and is a predicted model, not a curated record.
AUGGAUGAAGAUGGUUAUCCUUGCUACAAACGUCGAGAUACAGGACAAUAUACUCGACGCGAUGGAUUCGAAUUUGAUAAUCGAAGCGUUGUACCUCACAAUAAAGAAUUACUGCAACGUCUCAAUUGUCAUAUCAACGUUGAGGUUGUCUCAAAUAUAAAGGCUGUUAAAUAUCUUUAUAAAUACAUUUAUAAAGGCCCUGAUGCUGCCGCGAUUGUAAUUCAAGAAUCGGAUGAAAAUUCAAAUCAAGCAGUGAUUAAUCAUGAUGAAAUUAAAGAUUAUCUAGAAACACGGUAUGUCAGUCCUCCUGAAGCGUGUGCACGUAUUCUUAAUUUUCACAUGCACGACAAAAGUCACACUAUCACACGAUUGUCAAUACAUCUGCCGAAUCAACAAACAAUUAUGAUUGAUGAAAUUGAUAAUGAUGCAGCCAUUCAAAGUGCUUUGCGGAAAAAUACUACCUUGACUGCAUAUUUUACAUUAAACCAGUACGAUCGAGAAUCGAGGAAUUUUACAUACGCAGAAAUACCAGAGCAUUAUACAUUCAAAAAACAAAAUGCUGAGUGGAUCUGGGCAAAACGAAAAAAGCAUUUCAAUGUAAUUGGCCGGAUAUACUCGGUGAGUCCCACGCAGACAGAAUUAUUUCAUCUGAGAUUAUUAUUGAUACAUGUGAAAGGAGCAAUCAGUUUUGAGGAUUUAAGAACAGUAAAUGGAAUAUUGCACCCAACAUUCAUGAGUACAUGUCUUGCAUUAGGUUUGAUUGAAGAUGACAAUGAGUGGAUGACAGCCAUGCGUGAAGCUGAGAUCUGGAUGAUGCCAAGACAAUUGCGUCAAUUAUUUGUACGUAUUUUAAUGCAUUGCAAACCUAUUCAUCCCGAAGAGUUGUGGGAGGAAUUUAAAGAUUCAUUAGCGGAGGAUUACUCACGAACAAGCUCUCUUUAUCAAGCUCAUUUGAAAGCUUACAUUCAGAUUAACUCAUUAUUAACUGCUGAAGGAUCAAGUUUGGCAAACUUUCCAUCAAUGCCACAAAUUAAUGAUGUCGAUGAUAUUGACGAUGAUAUGUUACCGGAUCAACAUCGUAUCAUUGGGUCAGACCAGUAUCAAAAACUCAAUGAAAAACAAAAACAUGUUGUUGACACUGUUUUAAUUCGAAUCUUAAACACCACAACUGAUAAUGAAUCUCGAUGUAUUUUCAUUGACGGACCGGGAGGAUCGGGGAAAACAUUUAUCUACACAACCUUAUAUCAUUUGUUGCGAAGUCAAGACAAGAAAUUGUGCACUAUGGCUUACACUGGUAUCGCAGCAACUUUACUUCCACGUGGAAAAACGGUCCACAAAACAUUCAAAUUACCAAUUGCAUUGUAUCACGAUUCAUCACCAACUAUUAAAGUUCAAUCCACAGAGGCAAAUUAUUUAAAGAAUGUUGAUCUAUUUAUUUGGGAUGAAGCUCCAAUGGCACCGAGACAUGCACUAGAAUUAGUAGAUCGUACUUUACGGGAUAUUAUGGACAAUGAUCAGUCGUUUGGAGGAAAAAUUGUGUUACUCGGUGGUGAUUUUCGUCAGUUAUUACCAGUCAAAAAAUAUGCUACACGCAGUGAAGUAGUUAACUUGUCGAUCAAAUUCAGCUUCUUGUGGCAUGAAUUUACGCGCUUCUGUCUGACCGAAAAUAUGCGUACUUUACCGGAGGAAGUUGAAUUCACAAAUUUUCUAUUAGCAGUAGGUGAUGGGACUAUCAACAUUAACGAUUUCGAUUUAUGUCUGCCAGAAAAUUGUCUUGCUCCUCUGAAUGCUGAUAUUGUUGAGGAUACUUAUGGCGAAGUUAUCAGACAAGGAGAGUAUGAAAAAUUGACAAAGUGGGCAAUUUUAGCUGCAAGAAAUAAUGAUGUUGACGAUAUUAACAAGAAAGUUGUGGAAUUGCUAGACAAAACCACGGAAAGAAUUUAUACAAGUAUUAACACUAUAAAAGAAUGUGAUAAUGGAAUAAUGGCUGAAGCACUACUACCAGAAUAUCUGGAAACAUUGAAUCCUCCUAAUUUGCCACCACAUGAAUUGAAAUUAAGGGUUAAUGCAGUUGUGAUGUUAAUCAGAAAUCUCUCCGUUAAUGAAGGUUUAUGUAAUGGAACAAGACUCAGAAUUUUAGAAUUAUCGAAUCACUUACUAAAAUGCAAAGUUCUAACUGGUGAUAAA